This is a messenger RNA of Chrysochloris asiatica (Cape golden mole), 10600 nucleotides long. It is a transcript of the gene DMXL2, whose product is annotated as Dmx-like 2. Bases 217 to 9306 code for a protein of 3029 amino acids. NCBI's taxonomy places the organism in Eukaryota, Metazoa, Chordata, Mammalia, Afrosoricida, Chrysochloridae. Gene Ontology annotation, cellular component: RAVE complex. Gene Ontology annotation, biological process: vacuolar acidification. The record is from RefSeq and is a predicted model, not a curated record. The transcript is spliced from 43 exons. Gene Ontology annotation, molecular function: protein binding.
UUUCCGCAGUCGAGCAGCGACUCGGGCGGUGGCAGCGGUCGAAGAACUCCCAUGGCAGGGAGGAGGCGCUGGGGAGGCGAAAGAAGGGCGAGGCGUUAAGCCGGAGCCGCCGCGGGGUGGGUCCCCUGGGAGGCGGAGGGGGAAGCGGCUCUCGCGGCUGGAGAAGGGCCAGGCGCGGGGCUUGUCUCCCUUCUCGCGCCAGCCCACGCUCCGGAGAUGCAUCUGCAUCAGGUCCUCACCGGGGCUGUCAACCCUGGAGACAAUUGCUACUCCGUGGGCAGCGUCGGGGAUGUUCCCUUCACGGCAUAUGGAUCAGGCUGUGAUAUUGUUAUUUUGGCAAGUGACUUUGAAUGUGUGCAGAUCAUUCCUGGUGCUAAGCAUGGAAACAUCCAAGUCAGCUGUGUGGAGUGCUCUAACCAACACGGAAGAAUUGCUGCUUCAUAUGGUAAUGCUGUUUGUAUUUUUGAGCCGUUGGGCAUAAAUUCUCAUAAGAGAAAUUGUCAACUCAAAUGUCAGUGGCUUAAAACUGGGCAGUUUUUUUUGAGUUCUGUGACGUACAACUUAGCAUGGGACCCUCAAGAUAACAGACUCUUGACAACAACGGAGUCUAUUCAGUUGUGGGCUCCUCCAGGAGGUGACAUUCUAGAAGAGGAAGAAGAAAUUGAUCAUAAAAUUCCUCCUGCCUUAAAUGAUUGGAAAUGCAUCUGGCAGUGCAAAACCUCAGUGUCUGUACAUUUGAUGGAGUGGUCCCCUGAUGGUGAAUAUUUUGCUACUGCUGGAAAGGAUGAUUGUCUUCUGAAAGUAUGGUAUCCUAUGACUGGUUGGAAGUCUUCAAUUAUACCUCAGGAUCAUCUUGAAGUGAAAAGGAGGCAGGCGUGUACUCAGUUUUCCUUUGUUUAUUUGGCACAUCCCCGAGCUGUGACAGGUUUUUCAUGGCGUAAAACUAGCAAGUAUAUGCCCAGGGGCUCCGUCUGUAAUGUGUUGUUAACUUCAUGCCAUGAUGGUGUCUGCCGGCUCUGGGCAGAAACCUUACUACCAGAAGACUUUCUUUUGGGGGAGCAGAUCUGUGAGACUACCACUUCCAGCAUUGCCAGCAAUCUUUCUCAUGCUGGGAUACACAAAGACAGAAUACAGCAUGCUCUCGAGACAAUACACCACUUGAAAAAUUUAAGAAAAGGACAGAGAAGAUCUUCCAUUCUUGUAACUCACACUGAAUUAAUGCCUGACCAGAUUGGAACGCAUGAAGUUCAAAGACACAUUUCCCACCAUGCAAAUGCACUGUGCCAUUUUCACAUUGCGGCAAGCAUCAACCCUGCCACAGAUAUUCCAAAUGUCUUGGCUGGUACUGCAUUUAAUGUUGAUGAUGGAAAUGGGGGCUUUGUAGUUCAUUGGUUAAACAACAAGGAAUUUCAUUUUACAUCAUCCACUGAAAUAUUUAUGCAGCAAUUACGAAAAAUUUCUGAAAAACAGACAGAUCAUGAGAGCGAUGAUGUGGACAGAGAGGAUGAGGAACAUCCUAUGGAGGAGAGAGAGAGGGGCUUACAUAUGAAACUAGACCAUGAAUUAUCCCUGGAUAGAGAAUCGGAGGCAGGUACAGGAUCAUCAGAACAUGAAGAUGGAGAACGAGAGGGAAGUCCUAGAACGUACUUGAGACAUCGAGUACCAAUGCCGUUGCCUACAGUCCUGCUUGAUCGGAAGAUUGAAACGCUGCUAACUGAAUGGAAUAAGAAUCCUGACAUGCUUUUUACAAUACACCCUGUAGAUGGUACUUUUCUGGUGUGGCACAUAAAGUAUUUGGAUGAAUAUAAUCCUGGAAUAUUUAGACAAGUUCAGGUUUCUUUUUCUUCUCGGAUUCCAGUUGCAUUUCCCUCUGGUGAUGCAAGCUCUCUUAGCAAAAAUAUUAUGAUGUAUGCCUGCGUCAGUGCUACGAAAGAUUCUCACCACUCCCUGUCACACCAGGAGACGGUGGCUGGAGGCAGUCCUCAAGGAUCACACCCACACUCUGGACCACACAGCCCAAAUUUAAACAUUUUAGCUCCUACGGUAAUGAUGGUCUCUAAACACAUCGAUGGUUCUUUAAAUCAAUGGGCAGUCACUUUUGCUGACAAGUCUGCCUUUACCACUGUUUUAACUGUAUCUCACAAAUUUCGAUACUGUGGUCAUCGAUUUCACCUCAACGAUCUGGCGUGUCAUUCAGUGUUACCACUGUUGUUGACGUCGUCUCAUCAUAAUGCUCUCUUGACUCCGGAAUCAGAUUCAGACAGUAAAUUCAACAGAUUAGCGGAGCCUAUAAAACACAUGAAAAGUUCCUCAAAGCAACCCCUUAGGAAUGCAGCAACGUGUACAUUUCAUGACCCCAAUGCAAUCUACAGUGAGCUUAUUCUGUGGCGUGUAGACCCAAUAGGACCUUUAUCAUAUACUGGAGGAGUUUCAGAAUUGGCACGAAUUAACUCUUUACAUACCUCAGCCUUCUCAAAUGUGGCCUGGCUUCCAACUCUUAUUCCCAGCUAUUGUCUUGGCACAUACUGCAAUUCUGCAAGUGCUUGCUUUGUUGCUUCUGAUGGCAAAAAUCUGCGACUCUAUCAGGCUGUGGUCGAUGCAAGGAAAUUACUGGAUGAACUGUCAGAUCCAGAGGCUUCGAAACUUAUCGGAGAGGUGUUUAAUAUUGUGAGCCAACAGUCUACUGCUCGACCUGGCUGCAUUAUUGAACUUGAUGCAAUAACCAACCAAUGUGGCUCAAAUACACAGUUGCUUCAUGUGUUUCAAGAAGACUUCAUUAUAGGAUAUAAACCCCAUAAGGAAGAUGUAGAAAAAAAGGAAACAGAAAUCUUUUUUCAGCCAUCACAAGGAUAUCGCCCACCACCAUUUUCAGAAAAAUUCUUUCUAGUCGUCAUUGAAAAGGAUAGCAAUAAUUAUUCUAUUCUCCAUAUGUGGCACCUUCACCUUCAAUCUGUACAAGCAUGUUUAGCCAAAGCUGCAGAAGGUGUUUCCUCAGAGAGAAUGCUUUCAGUCCCUGGUCAGAAGACAGUUGACGCGUCUUCAGAAGCUUCACCUAGUGUGAGCCAUAUGCCACAUUCUUCAUCAAUUGCCAAUCUUCAAACGGCCAGUAAACUUAUUCUGAGUUCUAGACUGGUUUAUAGCCGACCUCUUGACCUUCCAGAAGGAGUUGAAGUAAUAAGAGCAACACCUUCAGCAGGCCAUCUGAGUUCUUCUUCAAUUUAUCCAGUGUGUCUUGCACCAUAUCUGGUGGUCACAACUUGUUCUGACAAUAAAGUACGCUUCUGGAAAUGCUGCAUGGAAACCAAUUCGCAAGGUGAAAGUGACGAGAAAGAUAUCUAUCACUGGAGGAGAUGGCCCUUGAUGAAUGAUGAAGGCGAAGAUAACAGCAGUACAGUGAGCAUUGUGGGAAGACCAGUUGCUGUUAGCUGCUCAUACACAGGUCGUCUUGCAGUGGCUUACAAGCAACCUAUCCACCAAAAUGGUUUUGUUUCUAAAGAAUUUUCCAUGCAUGUUUGUAUAUUUGAAUGCGAAUCUACAGGAGGAUCAGAAUGGGUUUUAGAACAAACAAUUCAUCUUGAUGAUUUGGUUAAGGUUGGGAGUGUACUUGAUUCAAGGGUCAGUGUUGACAGCAAUCUGUUUGUAUACAGCAAAUCUGAUACUUUUUUGAGCAAGGAUAGAUACCUAAUUCCGAAUAUAAAGCAUUUAGUACAUCUGGACUGGGUAUCGAAAGAAGACGGCUCCCACAUUCUCACAGUGGGGGUUGGUGCUAAUAUAUUCAUGUAUGGGCGCCUUUCAGGAAUUGUAACUGAACAAACCAAUAGUAAAGAGGGAGUAGCUGUCAUUACUUUACCACUAGGUGGUAGUAUCAAGCAAGGAGUCAGGUCAAGAUGGGUUCUUCUUAGAUCUAUAGAUUUGGUGUCAUCUGUUGAUGGUACACCGUCGCUGCCUGUUUCUCUCUCUUGGGUAAGAGAUGGAAUAUUGGUGGUGGGAAUGGACUGUGAAAUGCAUGUAUAUGCACAGUGGAAGCAUGCUGUCAAAUUUGGAGACAUUGAAACUGAAAGUCCUGAUGUAGAAGAGUCAGUGAUACAAGAACACGCUGCCUUUAAAUAUAAUAUGUUGGCAAGAAAAAGUAUUGUUGAAGCAACAGCUAUUGCUGAUGAUGUUUUUUGUUCACCAACGGUAGUUCAAGAUGGUGGUUUAUUUGAGGCUGCACAUGUACUUUCCCCUACUCUCCCACAAUAUCAUCCAACUCAACUGUUAGAAUUGAUGGAUCUAGGGAAAGUUCGAAGGGCUAAAGCCAUUCUCUCUCAUUUAGUAAAAUGUAUUGCAGGUGAAGUUGCAAUAGUUAGAGAUGCUGAUGCUGGAGAAGGAACUAAGCGCCAUCUUUCUCGAACUAUCAGUGUAAGUGGCAGUACAGCAAAGGAUACAGUCACCAUAGGGAAAGAUGGCACUCGAGAUUAUACUGAGAUAGAUUCUAUCCCUCCACUACCACUACAUGCAUUGCUUGCUGCAGAUCAAGAUACAACCUACAGAAUUUUGGAAGAAAGUACAAAAAUCCCCCAGAGCUAUGAAGAUCAGACCAAAAGUCAACCUGAGGACCAGUAUUCAGAGUUGUUUCAAAUCCAGGAGAUAACAACGGAUGACAUUGAUUUAGAGCCAGAAAGGAGAGAAAAUAAAUCAAAAGUGAUAAAUCUCUCUCAAUAUGGACCAGCUUACUUUGGUCAAGAACAUGCUAGAGUACUUUCAAGUCAUCUUAUGCACUCAAGUCUCCCAGGCCUUACCCGCUUGGAACAGAUGUUCCUUGUAGCUUUGGCUGAUACAGUGGCUACCACCAGUACUGAGCUGGAUGAAAACAGAGAUAAAAGUUACUCAGGAAGAGACACAUUAGAUGAGUGUGGCUUGAGAUACCUCUUGGCUAUGCGCUUGCACACAUGCCUUUUGACUUCACUGCCUCCUUUAUACCGAGUACAGCUGCUUCAUCAAGGUGUGUCUACAUGCCAUUUUGCCUGGGCUUUUCAUUCUGAGGCUGAGGAAGAACUGAUUAAUAUGAUUCCUGCAAUUCAGAGAGGAGACCCUCAGUGGUCUGAGUUAAGAGCUAUGGGAAUAGGCUGGUGGGUCAGGAAUAUUAACACUCUUCGAAGAUGUAUGGAAAAGGUUGCUAAAGCUUCUUUUCAAAGAAACAAUGAUGCCUUGGAUGCCGCAUUGUUCUAUCUUUCCAUGAAGAAGAAAGCCGUGGUGUGGGGUUUGUUUAGGUCACAGCAUGAUGAAAAAAUGACAACAUUUUUCAGCCACAACUUUAAUGAAGAUAGGUGGCGGAAAGCCGCAUUGAAAAAUGCUUUUUCUUUACUUGGAAAACAACGCUUUGAGCAAUCCGCUGCUUUUUUCUUAUUAGCUGGUUCAUUGAAAGAUGCCAUAGAGGUGUGUCUUGAAAAAAUGGAAGAUAUUCAGCUAGCCAUGGUUAUUGCCCGUUUAUAUGAAUCUGAAUUUGAAAAUUCAUCCACCUAUAUAUCCAUCUUAAAUCAGAAGAUUCUGGGGUGCCAAAAGGAUGGCUCAGGGUUCAAUUGCCAAAGAUUACAUCCUGAUCCUUUCCUGCGUAGUCUUGCCUAUUGGAUAAUGAAAGAUUACACCCGAGCUUUGGACACAUUACUGGAACAAACACCAAAGGAAGAGGAUGAACAUCAAGUUAUCAUCAAAUCUUGUAACCCAAUGGUGUUUAGUUUUUACAACUACCUUCGAACUCAUCCUUUGGUUAUUCGAAGAAACUUUGCCACCCCUGAAGGAACUUUGGCAACUUUAGGGCCCAAAACUGAGAAAAACUUUGUUGAUAAAAUUAACCUCAUAGAGAGAAAAUUAUUCUUUACCACUGCAAAUGCACAUUUUAAAGUUGGAUGCCCUGUUUUAGCCUUGGAGGUACUCUCGAAAAUUCCAAAAGUAACCAAAAUAUCUGCCUUACCUGCAAAAGAAGAUCAACUUGAAUUCAUUUCUAAAAAGAUGGGCAAGAUACCCUCAGAAUCACAAGCUCUGAGGGAUGGCAAUGGAAGUUCUGGCAUUGAUUGGUCAAAUGUAGCUUCACCACAGAUUGACUGGAGUCAGCCAAUAGUAAAUGUGGAGGAGGAGCCUCUUAAUCUUGAUUGGGGUGAAGAGCAUGAUAGUGCCAGAGAAGAGGAAGAAGAUGGUUUAGUAAUGAAAAGUACAGGUGACAGAAGAAAAGAUAGACGAGAAGACCAGAAAAUCCCAGAUCCUAAUAUGUUAUUGACUCCUCAAGAAGAGGAAUCUCUCGAAGGUGAUACUGAAGUUGAUGUGAUUGCUGAACAACUAAAAUUUAGAGCCUGUUUAAAGAUUCUCAUGACUGAACUGAGAACAUUGGCCACAGGCUAUGAAGUAGAUGGAGGAAAACUCAGAUUUCAACUCUAUAACUGGCUUGAAAAGGAAAUUGCUGCCUUGCAUGAGAUCUGUAAUCACGAGUCAGUUGUUAAAGAAUAUGCUGAUAAAACAUAUUCCAAAGAAGAGAGUAAUCUGAUGGAUAAGGAAGAAAUGGUGGACAAACCAGACAUUGGUUCCUAUGAGCGCCACCAGAUAGAAAGACGAAGGUUGCAGGCCAAACGAGAGCAUGCAGAAAGACGGAAGUUAUGGUUGCAGAGAAACCAAGAUCUCCUGAGAGUUUUUCUUAGUUACUGUAGCCUCCAUGGGGCCCAAGGUGGUGGUCUGGCCUCAGUAAGGAUGGAACUCAAAUUUUUGCUGCAGGAAUCCCAGCAGGAAACGACGGUCAAGCAGCUCCAGUCUCCCCUACCAUUGCCUACUACCCUACCUCUGCUUUCAGCAAGUAUUGCGUCAACAAAAACAGUCAUAGCCAAUCCGGUUUUGUACUUAAAUAAUCACAUUCAUGAUAUACUGUAUACUAUUGUUCAGAUGAAAACGCCACCUCAUCCUACUAUUGAAGAUGUGAAGGUGCACACGCUUCAUUCACUAGCAGCGUCACUUUCUGCAUCAAUUUACCAAGCAUUAUGUGACAGUCACAGCUACAGUCAAACAGAAGGAAACCAGUUUACAGGAAUGGCUUAUCAAGGACUUCUUUUAAGUGAUCGCAGAAGACUAAGGACAGAAAGCAUUGAAGAACAUGCAACACCAAAUUCAUCUCCUGCUCAAUGGCCUGGUGUGAGCUCACUUAUUAACCUCUUGAGUUCAGCCCAAGACGAAGACCAGCCAAAAUUGAACAUUUUGUUAUGUGAAGCUGUUGUUGCUGUUUAUUUAAGUUUACUGAUACAUGCCCUGGCUACAAAUUCGUCCAAUGAAUUGUUUCGACUUGCAGCCCACCCACUAAACAAUCGAAUGUGGGCAGCUGUUUUUGGAGGGGGUGCGAAACUUGUCGUGAAACCUCGGAGACAAUCAGAAAAUAUUUCAGUACCACCUGUUCAUUCUGAAGACAUAGAUAAACACCGUAGACGAUUUAACAUGCGAAUGCUAGUUCCUGGAAGGCCUGUGAAAGAUGCUACCCCACCACCAGUGCCUGCAGAAAGACCAUCUUAUAAAGAAAAAUUUAUACCUCCUGAACUUAGUAUGUGGGAUUAUUUUGUUGCAAAGCCAUUUCUCCCUUUGUCAGAUAGUGGUGUUAUAUAUGAUUCAGAUGAAAGCCUUCAUAGUGAUGAGGAAGAAGAUGAUGCUUUUUUUUCAGAUAUACAAAUCCAAGAGCAUCAAGAUCCAAAUUCCUACAGCUGGGCGCUUCUACAUUUGGCAAUGGUUAAACUAGUACUUCACAAUGUCAGGAAUUUCUUCCCAAUUGCUGGAUUGGAAUUUUCUGAGCUGCCUGUGACAUCACCAUUAGGUAUUGCUGUGAUUAAAAACUUGGAGAACUGGGAACAGAUUCUGCAAGAGAAAAUGGAUCAGUUUGAAGGUCCACCUCCUAACUACAUCAACACAUAUCCCACUGAUCUUUCAGUAGGAGCUGGACCAGCUAUUCUUCGAAAUAAGGCAAUGCUGGAACCUGAAAACACUCCAUUCAAAUCACGUGAUUCUUCUGCACUUCCAGUCAAACGACUUUGGCAUUUCCUUGUUAAACAAGAAAUCCUUCAAGAGACAUUUAUUAGAUAUAUUUUCACUAAGAAAAGAAAGCAGAGUGAGGUUGAAGCUGAUCUGGGCUAUCCAGGUGGAAAAGCAAAAGUCAUUCAUAAGGAAUCGGAUAUGAUCAUGGCAUUCUCGGUUAAUAAGGCAAACUCAAAUGAAAUCGUCUUGGCUUCAACACAUGAUGUUCAAGAACUUGAUGUGACUUCUCUAUUAGCCUGUCAGUCAUACAUAUGGAUUGGAGAAGAAUAUGACAGAGAAUCCAAAAGUUCAGACGAUGUUGAUUAUCGUGGUUCCACUACAACUCUUUACCAGUCCAAUGCGGCAGCCUAUUCUGCAACUCAGGUGCACCCACCUUCAUCUCUGCCGUGGCUGGGCAGCGGACAGACGAGCACUGGAGCAAGUGUGCUUAUGAAAAGGAAUCUACAUAAUGUUAAAAGAAUGACCUCACACCCAGUCCAUCAAUACUAUCUCACAGGUGCUCAGGAUGGCAGUGUACGCAUGUUUGAAUGGACCCGGCCUCAGCAGCUUGUGUGCUUCCGCCAAGCAGGGAAUGCAAGAGUUACCAGAUUAUAUUUUAAUUCACAAGGAAACAAGUGUGGUGUUGCAGAUGGAGAGGGUUUUCUGAGCAUCUGGCAAGUAAACCAAACGGCCUCCAAUCCUAAACCUUACAUGAGCUGGCAGUGCCACAGUAAAGCUACGAGUGACUUUGCAUUUAUUACCUCUUCAAGUCUUGUUGCCACGUCUGGACAGUCCAAUGACAAUAGGAAUGUAUGCCUCUGGGACACAUUGGUAUCACCUGGAAACAGCCUCAUUCAUGGUUUCACGUGCCACGAUCAUGGGGCUACGGUACUUCAAUAUGCCCCCAAACAUCAACUCCUCAUCUCUGGAGGCAGGAAAGGCUAUGUCUGCAUCUUUGACAUCAGGCAGAGACAGCUAAUUCACACAUUCCAGGCUCAUGACUCCGCUAUUAAGGCCCUAGCUUUGGAUCCCUGUGAAGAAUAUUUUACUACAGGUUCAGCAGAAGGUAACAUAAAGGUUUGGCGAUUGACAGGCCAUGGCCUGAUUCACUCAUUUAAAAAUGAACAUGCUAAACAGUCCAUAUUCAGAAACAUCGGGGCUGGAGUCAUGCAGAUUGACAUCGUCCAGGGCAAUCGGGUCUUCUCCUGUGGUGCAGAUGGUACACUUAAGACAAGGGUUUUACCAAAUGCUUUUAACAUCCCUAAUAGAAUUCUUGACAUUCUAUAGCCUUAAAGAUGUGGGGCUUUAUUUUUAUACACAUUUCAAUUAAAGAUACUGCAGUAAUUAUUAGGCACCGAGGAAGAAAACCUGUCCUGCUUGCCAUGCAGUUAACUCUGAAAACAACACAAACCUGUGUAGAUUUGAAUCUGACCCAAACAGUGGUGUUAUGCUAAAGCAACGCCUAUACAGGUUGGUAGAAUGAUCGUGCAUGUACCUUGUUAUAAUGCUGACAUACUGAAAAAAUCAAACCUAGUAUUGUACGGAGGUUAGCUAUUCUUACAGCAUUUAGCCAAUCUGAUUCAGAAAACAUUUGAGGUUAGAGAUUAGUUUAUGGUAAUACGAAGGACCUUGAUAUCAAAUUAAGGAAGAAAAUGUUGCUGAUUCAGGUUUUUGUUUCUAUUCUUACCACUGAUUGAAGCAUGCCUGCAGUUUCCUUCUUUGCUGACUGAAGGAUAGUCCUAAGGGUUAGGAGCUCUAUACCACCAGAAAAACUUUUCUUCGUUAUGAAGCAGUGCGCAGUGAUGGAUUCUCUGCCCUGAGAGGUCAUUUCCAUUCUUUUCCUGCUGAAUAUUUUCCCUGUGAAGUGUUUAUACUGAGCUAGUACUGUAACUUGCAAAUGAGCGCAAAUCUUAAUGCAAUGUUUUCCUCACAAUUUGCACAUUCGCAUUUUUUGGACUGCUAGUUUUUCUAUUUAAAUAUUUGCCUUCAUGUUAGGAAUGUAAAAUGUGAACAUGACCUAUCUGUUGCUAACCCAAACAGACCACCUUAGUCCAGUUCAGUAAUUUUUCUUUUCAUAUAUCCAAGGUUAAACACACACAACAUUUUAAGACUCUGUUGAAACUGUACCAAUAUCAUAAUUAUAAUGAAUGUGAGGCUUCUUGUGGCCAGUUAAUAGUUGAUGAGAUUGGUGAUAUUAUUUAUUACCACAGCCUACUGUAUAAACUAUGCAGAGUUAAAUAUUAUUUGCUUGUAAAUUAUUAGCCAAUGUUGUCAUAUUUUGAUGUAUUUCCUUGGUUUUGACCAAAAAUAUGUUCUUGAAAUAUUGAAACCAAUGUCUGUGUGUUUAAAUGUUUACCAGCAAAUUGUCUCAUCAUGUUCAUGAGAAUGUUUAAUGCCUGUGUGGUUCAUAGUCAAGUGUAAUGGCAUAAAAAAGCACCUUUCUCUGAAGGCGAUGUGAUGUUCGGGCUGUGAAAUACACAUGUAAAAGAGAAAUAAAUGUUAUUUGUUAGAGUUUUAUCUUAGUUCAGUCUGUUUAAAUACAUUGGUCUGGGAUUCUUUGAUACUAGCUUUAAUGGCAGAG